Messenger RNA from Panicum virgatum (switchgrass), 2784 nucleotides. Its product is annotated as wall-associated receptor kinase-like 6. NCBI's taxonomy places the organism in Eukaryota, Viridiplantae, Streptophyta, Magnoliopsida, Poales, Poaceae. Gene Ontology annotation, biological process: protein phosphorylation; cell surface receptor signaling pathway. Gene Ontology annotation, cellular component: plasma membrane. The record is from RefSeq and is a predicted model, not a curated record. Bases 35 to 2491 code for a protein of 818 amino acids. Gene Ontology annotation, molecular function: polysaccharide binding; protein serine/threonine kinase activity; ATP binding. The transcript is spliced from 4 exons.
CGGCUUGUGCGCUAGUAUCUUUGCAUAAAACUGCAUGCACGAAAACAUGGGGGAGGCAGUGGAAAGUAAGAGGGUCGCCGCAGCGUUCGCUGCCGUAGUUGCCACGCUGCUGCUGCCGCCGCCGUUCGGCGGCGCGGCGGCAGCUGCUCCAAACUGCACCAGGAGCUGCGGCAACAUCAGCGUCCCGUACCCGUUCGGCAUCGAACCCGGCUGCUACCACGCCACCUGGUUCAACCUCACCUGCGACCUCUCCUUCCGGCCGCCGAAGCUGUUCCUGGGCGACGGCACCGUGCAGGUGCUGGAGAUCUCCGCCCCCAACGCCACGGUGCGCAUCAACAGCAGCCGCGUGGAAUUCGCGAGCCGCGGCGGCGGUGACGGCCGCGCCAUGAACGGGACAUGGGGGCUCGGCCGCCUCCCGCAAGACGGGCCCUACUUCCUGUCGGAGGACACAAACAUGCUGCUGGUGGACAGCUGCAACGUCCAGGCCGUCGUCCGGGGAGGAGAGGAGAACAGCUUGGUCGCUUCUUGCAGCUCUGUAUGUCCGCCGGCUUACCAAGAUGGUAAAUACUUUGGAUAUCUUGUGGGGGUUCGUGGCGGCUGCAUAGGCAUUGGAUGCUGUCAGGCAAACAUCUAUAUAGGCUAUUCUUUCUACAGCAUCCAGAUCAACAAGCUUGAUGGAUCAUUUGAUCCUGCUGGUCCAAACGCAACAGAUUCGAUCUACAUAGUCGACCAGGGUUACAAUUAUAGCAUUAGUGAUACCGCGGUUCCUGAAACCAGGCAAACGCUAAACUGGAUGAUAGCUUAUAACAUGACAUGUCCUACAAAUGCGUCUGCCCCAGAAUGCCGCAGUGCCUACAGCUCUUGCCUAAACACGUCAGAUUAUGCCAUGGGUCCUGCUAAAGGGUACAAGUGCCAGUGCUCUCAUGGCUAUCAAGGCAAUCCUUACAUCGCCGAUGGAUGCAAAGAUGUGGAUGAGUGCAGUUCUCCAGAGAGCUACCCUUGCUACGGCAAAUGCACGAACACGCAGGGAAGCUUUAUCUGCCAGUGUCCUCAUGGCUUCGAGGGCAAUGCUUCAGUCCCAAAUGGAUGCCAAGACAUAGAUGAGUGUCAGAACAAGGAAUCACAUGGCUGCUACGGAGAGUGCAAAAAUUUCCCAGGAACUUUUCAAUGCCAAUGCCCUAAUGGAACCUACGGAAAUCCUUUCACAAAAAAUGGGUGUCUUAUUACAAUAACAAAGAAGAAUUCCCUCACAGGUUUAAGCAUCGGGCUAGGAGUAGGCGGUGGAAUAAGUCUUUUGCUAGCACUCGGGACCCCCUUCAUAAUACGUAAAAUCAAACUGCAGAGGGUGAAAAACAUGAGAGAUAAAUUUUUCAAUCAAAAUCAUGGGUUAUUAUUGCAGCAGCUAGUAUCACACAAUGCGGACAUUGGAGAAAGGAUGAUUAUUACAUUAAGGGAGCUAGAGAAGGCUACAAAUAAUUUUGAUAGAGCACGUGUGAUUGGUGGAGGGGGUCAUGGGGUUGUGUUCAAAGGAAUGAUAGAUCUAAAGGUCGUGGCAAUCAAGAAAUCAAGGAUUUUAGUACAAAGAGAAAUUGACGAAUUCAUAAAUGAAGUUGCUGUUCUUUCUCAAGUGAACCAUAGAAAUGUGGUGAAACUAUUAGGAUGUUGCCUCGAGACAGAAGUUCCACUUUUAGUUUAUGAGUUCAUCUCAAAUGGAACCCUUUACCAAUAUCUCCAUGUUCAAGGACCAGUAUCAUUACCAUGGGCUGACAGAAUAAGGAUUGCACUAGAAGUGGCUAGAGCUCUAUCCUACCUGCAUUCAGCUGCUUCAAUGCCCAUAUUUCAUAGAGAUAUUAAGUCCGCCAACAUACUUCUUGAUGACAGUUUAACAGCAAAAGUAGCCGACUUUGGAACUUCAAGAUACAUCCCAAUUGAUCAGACUGGAGUAACUACAGAGGUUCAAGGAACAAAGGGUUACCUAGAUCCCUUGUACCAUUACACAGGUCGACUAACAGAUAAGAGCGAUGUUUUUAGUUUUGGUGUUCUUCUUAUCGAAUUGCUAACUAGAAAGAAACCAUUCGUCUAUCGAUCCGAACAUGGUGACAACCUUGUUUCACAUUUCAGAAAGCUCCUCUCAAUAGGUAACCUUGUUGGCAUCAUAGAUGCUCAAGUCAUGGAAGAGGAAGAUGGAGAAGUCCAGGAAGUAGCUGCAAUAGCAGCAAUGUGUACUAAAUUGAGGGGAGAAGACCGGCCAACAAUGAGAGAAGUGGAGACAACACUUGAAAGCAUACUGGUUAAGAAGAAGCAGGUUCCAUGUGUUACUACAAGAAGAAGGCAUGAUGAGGUUGAAGCUCCGGUUCACUACAUGUCAGUUGAACUGGUUAGUAACGAAUCGAGCAGGCAACACACUAUUAAAGAAGCCAAUACUAGUGAAGCAAGCAGGCAAUAUACUAUGGAAGAGGAGAUAUUGUUGUCGGAAAGCUACCCCCGGUGAAGUUUGUACGACAAUGAACUUCAUGCUUGUUCUGUGAUUUUUUUGGUAUAUGCAUUUGCUUUAUGGUUGAUCUCAGAUAUAUAUUUUCUUUCAUGGAUACUAUAAAGUAGUAUUGUGUGUCCAGCGUAAAUUUUUGUUAAUUUGUUUUCACUUUUGCUGUAAUGAACACGAAGUUAAAAGGAGAGUAAUGGAUGUCUCCUUAAUUAUGGGAUAAUGCCGUAAUUGUAUUCUCCAGGCCUGUGUGUGCAUGUAAUAAUGGAGCAAGGUACUCUGCAGCUGAAGGCACAUUCCAA